UGAAGGAGCACAGGUGAGGCCUUCAGAGCUUAUGGAAGAGGGGUACUAGGCUGGGCCAGCCUCAGCCAUGUCUCAGAGGCACCCCCGGGAUCCCCACUGAGUGGGCUCGCUUCGGAUAGCCAGGACCCCACCUUCGGGCCCCCUUGGUGUCCAGUAGGUGGCCCCUUGGCAUCUCCAUAGGACCCCAAGAUGGAGAUUCCUGCUGGGGCCCAGCACGCCUUCCCCAAGAGCCUCCUGCUCUCAGCCUCCAUCCUGGCCCUCUGGGUCCCCCAAGGCUCCUGGGCAGCCCUCCACAUCCAGAAGAUUCCGGAGCAGCCUCAGAUGAACCAGGACCUUCUCCUGUCUGUCCAGGGCAUCCCAGACACCUUCCAGGACUUCAGCUGGUACCUGGGGGAGGAGGCCCAUGGAGGCACAAUGCUAUUCACCUACAUCCCCAAGCUACUACGACCCCAGAGGGAUGGCAGUGCCAUGAAUCAGCGAGACAUCGUUGGCUUCUCCAACGGCUCCAUGCUGCUGCGUCGCGCCCAGCCCAGCGACAGCGGCACCUAUCAGGUAGCUGUCACCAUCAACCCUUCCUGGACCAUGCGGGCCAAGACUGAGGUCCAGGUGGUCGAAAAGCCUAAGGAGCUGCCCGUUACCAACCUGCCUGUGAGUGCUGGGAUUGUGGCUGCUAUCGUCAUUGGAUCUCUUGCCACUGGGUGUAUCUUCGUCGGCAGCAUUGCCUAUCUCCUGGUGACAAGAGGCUGGAGGGCUCAGAACCACAGGAUAACAACGGCAGAGAAACCAGAGCUGGGCCCCAGUCAUCAUGCCGGUGACGACAUCUAUGAAGUGAUGCCAUCGCCAGUCCUCCUGGUGUCCCCUCUCGGUGACAUGGGGCCCAUGAACACCGCCUCGCCGCCAGACCUGCCUCUGCCCCCGCCUCCACCGCCCGCACUGCCGAAGCCUGAGCCUGAGCCUGAGCCUGGGCCUGAGCACCACCCCUACCAGGAUCUGCUGAACCCCGACCCUGCCCCGUACUGCCAGCUGGUGCCCGCGCCCUGAAGGGGUCCCAGGAGACGUCAGCCAGGGAGAGGAGACACCUCAGACUUCCCCGGGGGCCUUGAACCCGCAGAAAAGCCUCCGCAGAGAUGCAGCACGACCGGGACCCCGGGGCUGUAAGGUCAACAAGAUGGACGCAGCCAGUGGCUUAGGCAGCAUCCAGCAGGAUGGUGACAGGCCUAGCUCCUCACUCCCCAGCUGAACGAACAACUCGCCCUGAGGUCUGGCCCUCCAGCAACCUGGCCUGGGCCCAUGUCUGGGAAAAGCAGGCUCUUGCUACCCCCACUCCACUCCAAAGCCCCCCAGAAGGUAGUCUCAGGCCUACUUCCAGCCAGACCGCACAAGCACCUUCUUGGCCAGGCUCCCUCAUCUCAACCCACAGCGUCCCACCCAGCUCUGCUGACCUCCCUGGAAGCCCCUUUCCCUGGUCUUCCCAUCACACGUGCUCCAGAGCAGAAGGCACAUGACUGCAAGUUCUGGCCUCACGAACCUGUGGCCCCAGAGGACAUUUCAGGCCAGUUUCCACGGCCACCUUCCCCGUCCAGUCAGAUCCAGCCCCUCUUAAAAUUCGAUCUCUCAGAACCUGUAGCCAGCUUCUGCCCUUUUCCCCCCCAUACCCCCAGUUCGGGGCAGCCGCUUUCUCCUCUGCCCCCACUCAACCCUGUCCUCAAUGUGGGUUCCAUCUCUCGCUCUAAUUUAUUCAUUCAUUCAGCAGUAAAUAAACUGUGUGCCCUGCACUGUUCAAAACAAACA
This is a messenger RNA of Odocoileus virginianus texanus, 1791 nucleotides long. It is a transcript of the gene CEACAM19, whose product is annotated as CEA cell adhesion molecule 19. Lineage: Eukaryota; Metazoa; Chordata; Mammalia; Artiodactyla; Cervidae. The record is from RefSeq and is a predicted model, not a curated record.